AUGCCCGAACCAAGUUCUACCGAUAUACAAGAAGCUGAACUUAUUCAACAUGUUUUUUAUGGUAACUUGGAUAAUUUACCUAAUCUUGCUUCAAAAAUUGUACGUAUUUUUACUUCAUCAACGUUUACAGAUACAAGUAUGGAACGUAAUUCACUUAUGCAACAUACAUAUCCAAAACUUAAAGAAUAUUGUCGAGAAAAACAUGGUCUAGAAUUUCAAGUAGUUGAUAUGCGUUGGGGUGUACGUGAUGAAGCAACAGAUGAUCAUAAAACAACAGAAUUAUGUAUGCAAGAAAUUGAUAAUUGUCAACGAGUUUCUGUUGGACCAAAUUUUGUGGUAUUUCUUGGUCAAAAAUAUGGUUAUCGUCCAUUACCAACAAAAAUUGAAGAAGCUGAAUUUCGUUUAAUUUUAUCUGUAUCAAGUCCUGAAGAUGCUCGAUUACUUACUCAAUGGUAUAAACUUGAUUCAAAUAAUAUUCCAAGUUUAUUUUGUUUACAACCAGUCAGUUCAAUUUUUACUAAUUUUACUAAUAAAGCUCAUCCUCGUCUUAUGGAAGAAGAUCAAAGUCAAUGGUGGGAAACUAUGAGUAAACUUAAUCGAGCGGUACGUUGUGCUGCUUUAGCACUUUUCAAUCAAGGUAAAUUUACAGCACAAGAUAAUCAUCGAUAUAAUUGGUCAGUUACUGAACAAGAAGUCGUUCGAGGUAUAUUAAAUGCUAAAGAUAGAGUUGAUCAUACAUUAGCUUUUUUUCGUCAUAUUGAAAAUAUUAAUAUUAGUUUAUUACGUCAUUCAAUGAAAUUUAUUGAUAUUGCAUCAAAACUAAUUGAUGAAGAAGCACAACGUAUGUUAUCCGAUUUACGUGAUGUUCGUGUACCAGCAGCAUUACCUAAAUCAAGUAUAAUUCGAUAUACAGUUGAAUGGUCAGAUGAAGAUGGUUUAAAUAAAAAUGUUCAUGCUGAAUAUUUACAAAAUUUUAUUGAUACAUUUUAUCAACGAAUUUUAGAAUUAAUUGAUCAUGGUGUUGGACAACAGAAAAGUUUAGCAGCUAAUAGAGCCUAUACCGAAAUUCUUCAACAACUUCAUGUUGUAAAUUAUUUCAGUCAAGAUUUUCAAGGACGUACUGAUAUUCUCGAACGUGUACGUAAUUAUGUUCAAGGUUCAUCAAAACAGCCAUUAGUUUUAUGGGGUGAAGGUGGUUGUGGUAAAUCAAGUGUGUUAGCAAAAAUAGUAUCAGAAUCUAAAUCAUGGUUUUUAUCAAAAAAUUGUUCAUUAAUAAGACUUGUUCGAUUUCUUGGUACAACACCUGAUAGUUCAUCAGUUUGUCCAUUAUUACGUAGUGUUUGUCAACAAAUAAGUUUAUUAUAUGAAGUAUCAGAUAAUGCUAUACCAGUCGAAUUAUCUCAAUUAACAAAUUAUUUUAAACGUUUAUUAGAAAAAGCAACAGCAGAUAAACCAUUAUGUAUUUUUUUUGAUUCAUUAGAUCAAUUAUCAUCAGCUGAUGGUGCACAUUCAAUGUCUUGGUUACCACCAACUCUUCCAAAUUAUGUUAAACUUAUUGUUUCAACGUUACCAGGAAUAUAUAGUAUAUUAAAUACACUUCGAAAUAUAAUUGAUAGCCGAGAAAAUUUUGUUCAAGUAAAACCAUUAGGUGAAGAGUUAGGUAAAACAGUAUUAAAAGCUUGGUUAGCUCGUCAUCAUCGAACAAUAUCUAAUGCACAAUGGGAAUUAGUUCAUGAACGUCUUGCUGAAUGUAGUACUCCGUUAUAUGUUAAAUUAGUAUUUGAUGAAAUAAAAUUAUGGAAAUCAUAUACAAAAAUACAAGAAAAAGAUUUAGCUAAAACAGUAUUAACAUCAAUAAAUAAAUUAUUAGGACGAAUUGAAAAUCAACAUGGACAUAUAUUAGUUGCACAUGCAUUAUCCUAUAUAACAGCAUCAAAAUCAGGUUUAAGUGAAGCUGAAUUAGAAGAUUUAAUAUCACUUGAUGAAACUGUUUUAAAUGAUGUUUAUCAAUAUCAUUUACCACCUAUUCGACGUAUACCACCAUUAUUAUGGACACGUAUAAGAAAUGAUUUACCAAAUUAUUUAGUCGAACGUGAAGCAGAAGGUGUUAGUGUUGUUAGUUGGUAUCAUCGACAAUUUGCUGAAGUUUCUCAUGAACGUUAUUUAUCAAAUCCAGAUGAACGUCGAAUAUAUCAUUCUAAUAUGGCAGAUUAUUAUCUCGGUAUAUGGGCUGGUCGUCCAAAACCUUUUCAAUUUUCUGAUCAUCAAAAACGUAUGUUUAAUAUAUCAUCAGCAGAUGGUGAAGCUGAUCGUAAAGUUCCAGCUCAACCACUUAUAUUUACAACAAAUAAUCCAGAAGGAUCAGUUACAACAACACCAACUGUUCGUUAUAAUUUACGUAAAUUAAGUGAAUUACCAUUUCAAUUAAUACAUGCACAACGUGAAGAUGAUUUAUAUAAAAAUGUUUUAUUUAAUUAUGAUUUUAUUCAUGCAAAAUUAUCAUGUAUGCCAUUAAAUUUAUGUAUAUUCGAUUAUGAAAGUGCAUUAGAAUUUGUUUUUGAUAAAGAAGUUAAAUUAAUGAGUGAUGCACUUCGUUUAUCAAGUUCAAUGUUAGCUGCUGAUCCAAAUAAUUUAGCAUGUCAAAUAAUUGGUCGUCUACUUCCAUUUUAUACAACAUGUCAUAAAAUAGCUUCAUUUAUUGAUCAAUGUGAAAGUACUGGUUUACAAGUCAUGGGUCUUGUACCAGCUUGUAAUACAUUACCAUCGCCUGGCGGUCCACUUGUUUAUUCAUUAGAAGCUCAUCAAUUUGCCGUUUAUGGUCUUGAAGUUAUCUCAUCUGGACAAUCUCUUCUUACUGUAUCAAAUAAAUUUAUUGUUUUUGAUUUAUCAAGUGGUGAUAUUGUACGUAUUAUUGAUCCUAAAAUAGAAGGUAUUAUGACAUAUUUAGCACUUGCACCUGAUCAACGUUAUUGUGUAACAACAAUAAGUAAUCAAUAUAUUAUAUGUAAUUUAUUAACUGGAGAUUUAAUUUUACGUGAUUAUCAAUCAUCAUCAGUAAAUAAUCAACAACAACAACAAACAGGUGGAAAUACAACUAAAACUAAUAAUAAAACAAAUAGUGGACAAAUAACGGAAUCUUUAUUAGGUGCACAUACAAGCAAUACUCAUUUUGUAUUGUGGACGGCAAAAAUGUAUCAAGUGUAUACAAAUAAAGGUGAAUUACUUACAUUGCAACCAACACGUUUUCAAAUUAUACAAAUUGAAGUAUUAGAAGGACCACAAGUAGAAACUGUUUGUCGUACUGAAGAUGUCAAAGAUGAUCAAGAUGUAGUUCGUGAUCGUCUAUUAAUAGAUUACUGUUUUGUUUCAAAUAAUGAUCAUCAAACUGAUAUAAACAAUAAUAAUAAGAAUAAUCCUUCACGUUGUUUAAUUGGUGGUAGAAAAAAUAUUCAUAGUGCACUUAUAUUAACACGUGAUAAACGACGUAUGUAUACAUGUUGUGAAAUAAAUGAUAAUAAUGUUGAAAUGUAUGUUAAUAAACCACAUCCGAUUCAUUACGCUACUCAACGUAUAUGGGCAUUUGAUCAUCAGUUAUAUGAAAAUAAAGAUCGCAUAUUUUCAUUAAUUUUAAGUGAUGAUGAAAAUUAUCUUAUGGCAGUUAUAUUUAAAGGUUUUAGAAUCUUUUCAUUUCGAUCAUAUUUAUGGAAAACAUGUUUAUUACCUGGUAGUGUACGUAAUAUAAUGAGUGGUGCUAAACGUUUAACAUAUACAGCAGCGUUUUCUCAAGAUAAUCGUUAUUGUAUAGCAUGUGUUAAAUCAAGUGUUUAUGUAUUUGAAAUAGAAUGGGGUAAUUUAGUAGCUUCAUUUGAUUUACAUUUUGGUCGUAUACUUGUUGUAAAAUGUUUAUCAACUGGUAGUGGUGGAAAUAACUAUGUUAUAACAACUGGUAUGGAUAAAACAACAAAAGUAUGGAAUUUACAAAAUGCAAAAGAAAAAUCUAUAUCAAUAACACAAUUAGAUAAAUGUAUUGAAAUGAUGUAUAUAUCAACAGAAGCAGGAUUAAUAAUGGCACAAUCACGUACGCAAUUAUGUUUAUUUGAUUUGACAAAUGGAUCAAUGAUCGGACAAUUAUCUGCUAAUCCACAUGGAUCAAUUUAUCAGUGUACAGUUUUAUGUACAAAUGGUUUAUUUGCAGCAUCAGCUGAAUCAGGUAAUUUUGUAAUAUAUGAUAUUGAUGAACGCAAAACAUCAUUUAUAACACCAUUAAAAAAUAUCUUUCAACUUCUUCUUCAUACAGCUGAAACAAUGGUUUUAGUUUUAAUUACUGAAUCAACUCCAACACAAGUUUCAAAUGCAUCAAAUAAUGUACCAGUAAAUACUAGUCCGAAUGGUCAAGCUAUUCAAGCUAUUUCAUAUGGAAUACCUGAUGGUGAGAUUAUUUAUGAAAUAAUAUCAAAUAUGAAACGUUCAAAUCAACCAAAAAAAGUUGCUUGUACAGCUGAGGAUACAUAUCUUGUAUUUAUUGAAGAGAAAAAAAAUAAUGAAAUACUUUCAUUAUAUGAUCCAAUGACUGGUGAACAUGUACAUAAUGUUAAAUUAAAUUAUCCAGCUUAUAAAGAUAUUAUUUUAAUGGUUACAAUACCAAAACAACCUUAUUUGAUUGGUUUAAUUGAUUCUGAAAAAGGAAUUGUUAUGAAUGUUAGAGAUAAAAAGGUUCAUUUAACAUUACCAAAAUGGGGUGGUCAAAUAUCAUCCGAUGGUAAAUAUGGUUUAUAUGCUCCAACACGUGGUGGUCUUGAAAUAUUUGAAUUUCGAAAUGGAAAAGUAAUUCGAACAUUAAUUGGCAAAAUAGCUGAAGGUGUAUUUGAAGUAUUAGCAUUUUUUACUCCAACAAAUAAUCAUGUUAUAUAUUAUAAUAAAGGUAAACGAACAAUACGUGUAUUUCGUACACAAGAUGGUAAACAAAUAGCUGAUAUGAAAUGUCCAGCCAAAGUUCGACAAGCACUUGGAACACAUGAUGGACGAGCAUUAAUUGUUGGAUAUGAAGAUGGAGCUAUACAAAUGUUUUUAAUUGUUGAUCAUUUCGAUGAAACAACUGUUGAUUAUUUAAAACGUUGGAGAAAACAUCAAUUUCAUGCAAAAUUAGAAGCUAUACGACAAGAGACUGUUGAAAAACAAUCUGAAUUACAAUGA
Messenger RNA from Rotaria sordida, 5193 nucleotides. Lineage: Eukaryota; Metazoa; Rotifera; Eurotatoria; Philodinida; Philodinidae. The record is from the annotation of a GenBank genome assembly.